AUGGCGCUUAAACGAGUUCUGGUAGUGAAUAAAUCGUAUCCAGCCAUUGGUUUAGAAAUUUUGAAAAAGAAAACGGAACCUGUUGUCUUACCUUAUUUAGAUUACGAACCGGAGAGCUUGCCAGCGAUUAAGAAAGCCAUAACAGAUUGUGACGCUGUUAUAUGGAACACAAAACACCAACUUACAGGAGAAAUCCUGGAUCUAGCGGGUCCUCGUCUGAAGGCGGUAUCCACAAUGUCGUCCGGAACCGACCACAUCGAUUUGGACGAGGUUUUUAGUCGGGGAAUACCCAUCGGCAGCACACCCAACGUGCUUGACAACAGCGUGGCAGACAUUACAGUUGGACUCAUGAUAGCGGCUGCCAGGAGAUUCAAAGAGGGCGUCGAUGAGAUCGUGAGAGGCGAUUGGAAAUACGGCGUGCAGUGGACGCUGGGGCAGGACAUAGAAGGGAGUACCGUCGGCGUGGUGGGGUUGGGAGGAGUGGGGCAAGCGGUGGUGCGCAGACUGAAGGGCUUCGACGUCGCCAGGUUCUUAUACAGCGGACGGAGCGACAAGCCCGAAGCGCAAGCUCUUGGGGUGGAGCGUGUUCCACUGGAACAGCUAUUGAAGGAGAGUGAUUACGUCCUUCUCUGCUGCCCACUGACUAAGGAAAGCAAGCAUCUCAUCAAUGCCAACACUCUCAAACUUAUGAAGAGUAACGCUGUGCUCGUCAACAUCGGGAGGGGAGGCCUUGUGGAUCAAGAGGCUUUGUACAUUGCGCUUAAAGAAAGACAAAUAUUCUCCGCGGGCCUUGACGUGGUCACACCGGAACCGUUGCCAAAUGACCAUCCUCUUUUGAUGCUACCCAAUUGCUUCAUUGUGCCGCACUUGGGCAGUGCGACUAUUGCCACACGAAAUGCAAUGGCUACGAUGGCAGCCAACAAUAUACUUCAAGCUUUAGAGGGAAAACCGAUGAAACAUCCAAUAUCU
This is a messenger RNA of Iphiclides podalirius (scarce swallowtail), 969 nucleotides long. NCBI's taxonomy places the organism in Eukaryota, Metazoa, Arthropoda, Insecta, Lepidoptera, Papilionidae. The record is from the annotation of a GenBank genome assembly.